Molecule: messenger RNA, 951 nt
Organism: Drosophila virilis
Lineage: Eukaryota; Metazoa; Arthropoda; Insecta; Diptera; Drosophilidae
Gene: RNASEK
Product: Ribonuclease kappa
Biological process (GO): nucleic acid metabolic process
Molecular function (GO): RNA endonuclease activity
Source: RefSeq, a predicted model, not a curated record
CACAAACUGUCACAUGAUUUUCACCUGACAUUUGCUAGCUUCUGCGAAAAAAUCUAUCGACGAGAAUUCCAAUUUAAAAGGAACAUAUUUACACCACCGUCGAGCAGCGUUUAACGAAGCUAGCAAAAUGAAAAUUUGUGGUCCGAAAUGCUCCCUCUGCGGAUUGAUUAUCUCCGUUUGGGGCAUUGUGCAGUUGGUGCUGAUGGGAUUGUUCUUUUACAUACACAGUGUGGCUUUAAUUGAGGAUUUGCCACUCGAGGAAGAGUACAAAACCUUAGAUGCGUUCUAUACAGCUGCGAAUAGUGCAUACAAUCAGAAUGCCUAUAACUGCUGGAUUGCGGCGUGCAUUUACGUGCUGACUCUGUUGCUCUCUGCGCAGCAAUUCUACAUGAAUAGCAGAGUAACUGCCAACUAAAAUCUGUGCUUCAACUUCAAAAUGCAUCCAUUAAAAAAAAUUAUUUGUGCUAUCGUCGCUGAUUGCAUCUAACCACAAUUAGUAUUGAAAUGUUUAUUUAAAGUUGAAGAAAUUUGUUUAUUUACUGUAUAAUAUCCCCAAAGUUUUGUUGCUAAAGUUUAAAUUGCAUUGAAUAUGAUAAUGUUUAAGUAAAAUGUAUGUAUAAAUAUGUACGUAAUACAAUUGUUUUGUUCAUGAUAAUCACAUUCCUUCAAUAGUUCAAUUAUUUUCUUUGUAUCGGUCAAACUUGUCAAGCCAAUUAAAGCAACAAGAGCAAUAAUUUUGUAUCAACUAGAUCUGCCUUCACUAAUGACCAUCUCAGAGUUAAUUUAUACCUAAAUUGUACGUCAGUUAAAUCAAGUGUAUAAAGGUUUUCCGUAAGCAAUGCCAAUGAGUGAAUCAAGUUGUCACUGGCAUCGUAUUCCUGGGGUGGUUACUCAACAUCUUAAUUUCGUUCAAAUUGUAAAAUCUACGAAAUAAAUAUAUAUUGAACUAAA